Symbiodinium sp. CCMP2456 is the source of this 8676-nucleotide messenger RNA. NCBI's taxonomy places the organism in Eukaryota, Dinophyceae, Suessiales, Symbiodiniaceae. The record is from the annotation of a GenBank genome assembly.
AUGGACGCCGCCUUUGCGCAGUUCCGCAGCGCUCUUAGCGGGCCUUUGCCGGGGCCAGCGACACAAGCUGUUCCACGAGCAGGGCAAGUCGAUGAUCCUGGAACGCGCGCGCGCAGUCGACUCCAGCGUCAUGCGACAGGCGGCCAGCGGGCAUUGUCGCGGGGCCACAGCCGCGGUCGAAGCCGCAGCUACGAGGCACCGCCUUGGCUGCGUUCGCGCAGCGCCAGCCGGAGGCGGAGCCCGUCCCGGCCGGAUCCGUUUCUGGCCGAACAGCUCUUCGCCCGUCAAACUGGAGCUGUCGACUGGACCCAGAUGGUGGGCAACGAGGACUUGUACAAGCAUCGCCAGCAGAGGCUGACGAUUGGCGAUUUUGUGCCGUGCGAGCCUCUACAACGAGAGGUUCGGCACAUGUCACAUCGCUCCCCGAGCCCCGCCAUCGUCUUCCCAGACUCUGUCAGCAGUGGGGCCUCGACUGGCCUGAGCUUUGGCUCGCAGCCCGGACCGGAGGAAGUUGCCGUGAAUCCUGGCGUCCCGCGCAGAAAUCGAUGGAAUCGACACAUCCCGACUGAAGCAGCAGCAGAAGCGGCCGCGGCCGAGACUGCGAUGCCUUCACGUGGUUGCCUGGGUCCAGCCCGCCAGCAAGGUUGGCCAGCUGUACCCCAGCAAGCCACAGCCAACCAGCCUGCAAUUUCCAGGCAAAGCGAGCGGAAGCAGCAGAAGAAAAAAGCCAAGCAGGCCAAGGAGGGAUCAUUGGCCAAGGACGUGGAGAAGGUCAAGCAAGAGCACCUUCUUAGUCUUCUGGAGGCUGAGCACAUUGUGGAUAUGAGCCAGACGGUUGAGGAGCGUUCCGAAGAUCCUGAGCCACAGCCAGCUCCUGCACCUGUGCCGCCGCCCAGCGAAGCAGACGAAACGGCGUCGAUUGUCAGUGCAACGACCAACACCUCGCGCACUCAAGGACGCAUCCGCUUUGAGGAGACAGUGCCGGAGCUCCAGGCAGUACAAGAGGACGAAGGCGAAAGCGAGCGGCGCAGAGCUUUGGAGGAGAUGUUCGAGAAGCAUGUUUGGUAUGUUACAUUUACCGACGAGGCCUUUGUCGAGCUGAGACGAUUGGUCCGCAGUCAGCAGAAGGCAGUGCUGGAUGUCUUCACUGCACUUGCCUCGGGAAAGUGGCCUGAGGAGCACUGCGUGAAGUUGAAUGACACGGGCUACCAGCGCCUCAAGCGUGCAUCGGGCGGCCAGCGGCACAUCCUUUGGAGUUUGGACAUGCAGUAUGUCAGGGCACAGAAGGCCUUUGUGGAGGUCAUCAAGAUUUGGCACGUCCUCGGCGAGGAGGAUUCACAACAAGCUGCAGAUACCUUGAUCGAGGAGUGGAAGAGAUCCGCCAGAAGCUUCGAAGGUAUUAAGCGUGCGCUCCACAACAAGAAAGGCCAUGAGGAGAAUGGUAUCCGCUACCCACGAACUGUGAUGCGCUCCGAACUACAAGACAGUGAUGUGUUCUCGUUGCGAAAGUUCUACACUCUGGACUGGCGGACCAUGAGAUCGCUCCUGAUGGAAGAUGCAGAGGGAGGCCAUCUUGGUGCUGGGGAACAGUUCUUGCUGAACACCUCAGAGCAGGAGGAUGCCAUCAUUGAAAAGAGGGGGCCGAUGAUAGUGAUUGGGCGAAGUGGCUCCGGUAAGACGCUCUGUUGCGCUUAUCGCAUGUGGUAUCGGUGGGUCGACUACUGGAAGAAGUCCAACCAGGCUGAUGGCGCUGCUCUUUUACCUUCUGGAAAGGAUGGCCAGGAUCGCAUGGUCCACUUGAACCAGGUCUUCGUGACGCACAGCACCAGUUUGGCAAACAAGGUGCUGGAAUACUUCUCGAAUUUGCAGCUCAAGAGCCAGGAUGCAGUGCCACAGACGCGUCGCUGGGGGCUUCUGGAGCAGUCAAGGCACCCGGACAACAUCAAGCACGUGAAGAGCUUCCCGUUGUUCAUCACGUACCGAAAGUUCUUGAUCAUGCUGGACGGCAGCUUGGACCGACCAUUCUUCCCCCGACGAAGUACGGGAUCGCUCCACCCAGACAAGGUCGUUCAGGCCGAGGCCGCCGACGGCUUGGACCCCAUCUCCGCUCUCCGAGAACAGCGCCGAGCUGCAGUGAGAGCCCAGGCUUUCGGACGGAAUAGUUCCACUGCGGCUGAGGGCCGAGCCAUGUACGAGGUGGACUACGAUCUCUUCAAGCUGAAGUUCUGGCCAAAGCUGUGCCAAAAGGUGCCCUCUGGCUGCGAUGCGGUGCUUGUCUGGCGUGAAUUUAUGUCCUACAUCAAGGGCUCUUACAGAGUUCUGGACACUGAGCAAGGCUAUCUCGACCUGGCAACAUACCAGGAGAUCACGAGCAAGUGCUCGCCAGGCUUCAAGGACUUUCGCAAGGAGAUCUACACAGCUUUCAAGACGUACGAGAAGCUUCGAGAGGAGUGGAAUUAUUUCGACAGGAUGGAUGUCGCCAGACAUGUCAUACAGCAGCUGAAGAGGACUCCCUACGAGGGACCUCCCAUCCAUUCUGCUGCUGUCGACGAAGUACAAGAUCUAGCCCAGCUGGAACUUGCGGUCUUUUUCGUGGUCAUGAAGAAGCCCUAUGAGGAGCUCUUUCUCACGGGUGACACUUCGCAGACGGUGUCACGAGCCGUCGAGUUUCGUUUCUGCGAUCUGCAGUCCCUUUUCCAUCAUUUCAAUCGAAGUGAGAAAGUACCAGAGUUGGAUCAGCUGCUGAUCAACUACCGCAGCCACCAGAAGAUCCUCGCGCUUUCCCACCGCGGCGUGGUGCAACCGUUGGAACUGGCAUUCCCGCAUGCCAUCGAUAAGCUGGCCGCGGACACGGGCCACCGUGAUGGUGUGCUGCCGGUCAUCGUCAAGGAUGUAGCCCUGGAGGAUCUGGCGCAGCACAUGUUCAACCUCGACGCCUGCAGUGCAGGCAUUGCCUUCGGAGCCAGCCAAUGCAUCCUCGUUCGCAACGAGGCUUCCAGAAAGAAGCUGCCGCAGUCACUGUCCAAUGCUCUCGUGCUCACGGUGGAGCAAUCAAAAGGCCUCGAGUUCGACGACUGCAUCUUGGUGAAUUUCUUCACGGACUCCAUGUACGAGGAGUGGCAGACGAUGAAGAUCUUUCUUCCAGACCUCUUGGAAGGGCAGUCGAAGGACGCAGCUGCACAUCGAAAACGCCCACAGUUUGAGAACUUUCGUCAUGCGUUGCUCUGCUCAGAGCUCAAGCACCUGUACACAGCCAUUACGCGCACGAAGCAUGUGCUCCUGUUCUUCGAGGAGGACAGCGCCAAGGCGUCACACGUCUUCAAGAUGUGGGAAGACCUGGGCCUGGUCAGCUCUUCGGGCCUCAUGGACGAGGCGAACGAAAAGGCGAGGGCGCAGAUUCACCAGCAUGCCGGUGAGAACCGUGGCAAGGAAUCCUGGAUCCACAUGGGACACAACCUCCUCAAUCGGCAGCUCUACGACCAAGCACGAAGUGCCUUCGUUCGUGCGGAGGACCAGAAGAUGGCCAAUAUCUGCGAAGCGUACCUGAAGGCCCAAGAAGCCGCGAGGACGGCAAUGGAAGAAUCGGAAGCGCAGGGUGUUCAACUCUUCCGCGAAGCUGCCAAGCUGUUCCAUGCCAGCAAUGCUCGUCGAGAGGAGGCGGAGUGCUGGCGCUGCGGCGGGUACUUACAGAAGGCUGCGAAAAUCUUCGAGGAUCUUGGCCAAGAGCAGCCUGAUCUCAAGAUCGAAGCUGCAAAAGCCUGGGCCGAAUAUGGAGACCACGCCCGUGCGGCUCGGCUCUAUGAGGAAGAGGGCCACUUCGAUGAGUGCAUUCGGACCUACCUCCUUGCGGAGCAAAAACAAGAUGUCGGAAGAGUCGUGCUGGUCGCACACGAAGCUCAGGCACUGAAGGCAGAUGAGUGCUUCCGCUACCUGCAGGAUAUCGAUGAUCAUGACAGGGCCGGCGAGCUGUUUCUCCGCGAGGGGAAUUACGAACAAGCUGCCUCCUGCUUUCAGAGUGCUGGAAACUUGAAGCAGGAGGCGGGCUGCUACGAAUGCCUGGGCCAACCCCUGCGGGCAGCCGAGCGUCUGAGUGCCAGCAACGAAGCAGAGCAUCUCAAGCAAGCUGCAGCCCUCUACCGUGAUCACGAGGAGCGCGAGGCGGAAGCGAAGUGCUACGAAAGCCUCUUGAAGAUGGAUGACCUGCCCGAUCGCCAGCAUAUCAUUGAGAAUUGCAUCGUUCUGUACGACAGGUUGGAAGAAUGGGGCAAGGCGGCCGCACUGCUAGAGGAGUUGGCGACUGUCGACGAGCUGAUGGCAGGCGACAGCUUGCUAGAGGCAGUCCGGUAUUUCGCGAUGGUAGAUCAGCCCAUGGACCAAGCUCGCGUUUACGAGAAGAUGGCCAAGCUCGGACCGAUUGACAACCUCUUCGAUGCUGACGAUGCUCUGAGGUUUCUCAAGAAGGCGGCCGAGCUGUAUUCCGACGCCAAGGCCUUGAAGGAUCGGCUUCGAGUGUCGGAGAGGCUGAAAGAAUUCAAGGUCUGCGGCGACCUUGCGCGGGAAUUGAAAGAAAUGGAGAGGGCCGCCCGCUUCUACGAAAAGGCUGAGACGGAAGACACGCUCCAGCUGGCCAUGGAGUGCAUGAUCGAAGCCAAGGACUUCGAGUCGGCAUACCGCUAUUUCUCGCUUCUCUCAAGAACGUGUCAGUCCAGGCCAGAGAUCGUGGAAAUGGAGAUCACAUGUUUGGAAGGACUUGGCCGUUUCGAUGCGGCUGCAAGGCGAGUCAUGGCAACUUUGCCGGUCAUCAACGACAACAUCUCAGGCCAGCGCCGGCAAGAAAGGGCUCUGAGAGGAUUCAAGCUGGCCAGCCAGGAUGACGAGAAGCGGAAGCAAUUCUUCGCAGACUUUAGCGAUGAAAUGCCAGACGAAGAAGCAGCUCUCGUUUAUUGGGCGGAGCUCGGCGAGAACACGCUGCAUUUGUUCGAGCUUUUCCUGCAGUGCGGGAAACCCGUGGCUGCCGUUGCGGCAGCUUCAGAGUUGGGUCGUCCAGAAGAAGCACUGCAGCUUCUCCACAAGUGCCAAGUAUCUUGGGAGGACUGGCACGGUUAUACUUUGGAUAUUCUGAUGACGGCAGUCCAGCAGAAGAAGCUGAGCGACAAUCAAGCGCGGGGACUUGGCAAAGCCAGCCGUACACUCCGAAACUCUCUGCCUGAAGGCGCACUUCAAGAGCGGGUUCGCCUCGACUAUGUCGAUGCUGUGCUUCGCCGCCUGGGUGGCGAUGGUGGCAAGGAAAAGCUUGCGCUGCGCUCGUCUUACACCUCGACCGAAGUUUCCCCAGAGCUCAACCUCUGCUUCGGGGAAGAACUUGCGCUUGCAGAGUGUGCUCAGGUCGCAGAUGCCACCUGGACCUUGCAGCAACUUGAGUGGUACAUCAACGAGGUUUCGCAAGGCAACCAGAUACGGCCUCUGUUGGCCGGCUGCUAUCAGGCUGGCACAAAGCUGCAGCAAGUCUUGUACAAGGAGCUCAACGACGUUCGGCGCAAGCAAGGUCAUCCUCCUGUAGAUGCGACCGGGGUCAUUGCGCAGGGCCACUGCCUGGCUCACCGACCUGAUGUGGCCGAGGCUCUGCCGGGAUUCGCAGGUGCCUCACGGCUUGUGGAUAGCAAAGGCGCGAUCUUGGAAGACCUGGAGGAGCGUCGGCUAGCUUUGCUGCAGCACCUGCAGAAGCUUUGCAAAAAGGAUGAUAUGCUUGCUUGCACCGCACCUUCCUUGUGGCUCACCGCUUGGAAGCAGCAUGAGAGCCGCCCUCAACAGAUGUCGCGGACGCAGAACUUCAAGGAUGGAUUCAUGAGAAGUUUGCAGUCGUGCGCAUCGUUGGUAUCGGCAAAAAACUUGGACAAAGAAGUGAUCGACAAAAUGCCAGAAGCUGCAGAAGACUUGUGGGUUCGUACACGGAGAGAUGCAGAAAGCGUGCUCAGGAAUCCUUCCAUGACGGCUAGCGAGUUCAAGAAGUACUCUCAAGAGCUCCAGCGAGUUAUCAAAGAUGUCGCCUCCCUCUUCAAGCACGAGAUUCGGCUUACAGAGUCGGAUUCGGCCAAAGUGGUCAGGCAAGUGGCGGAGAAGGUGGCUGAAUUGGUGUUGAAAGAUCUGGAAAAGCUGAUGCCCAUCUGUCCGCAUCACCUUUUCAACAAAAGAUGCGAAGCUCACAAGGCAAAAGGAGAGUGUCCGCUGGAGCACCCGGAUGUCAGCAAGACGCAUGAUUCAUGGCAACUCUUGGGCAUCAGUUGUGGAAAAGCAACAAUAUUCCAUGGCAUUGGCUUGAACAGCUGGCUGGGCAUUGUGAAUAUUUGUCAAAAGAGUGUCAGGACGGGGCAGCCUUGCAAGGGCAAGUGUCGGUGGAUGCACCCCGAGAAGUAUGAGCUGCAGAAGAUACAAGAGAAGCUGUGGAAUAAAUGUGGUACUUACUAUUUCGACUGGGCAAAACUUGCGCACUUGGAAGUAGUCGCAGAGGUGCUGCUGCAGUCGCUACAAGCCGAAGGAGCAGAUCUCAAAAUCCCGAGCGGGUUUGGCUGCUGCUUCUUCAAGGACGGCGACAAGAUGUUGAAUGUUCGCUUGGCGACCAUUCUUGCAUCUGCGUUCUUGAAUAAGCGUUGCUGUGACCUGGGCCUGGAGGCAUCUACGGAAGUGCUGCUGCGCAUGUGCCGCAGCCUUUACCGCUAUCCCGAUCCGCAGGCCGCGGAUUUGGCAAAGGCUACUCUGGCAGAAGUGCGGUAUGUUGAAAAGCUGUCGCACACAGUCAGCUGGGAGGUGGAAGGCUGCCAGCCAAAGCCUAACGAACGAUGCUUGCUGUCAAGCUUGCUGGGACGCGAACAGCCUUGGGCGGCCAAUGACAGACCCUUUCACACAGGUGGUGGCUCCUCAUCCAGGAUGAGAGCAGAUGCUCCCGUGUUCCUUGCCUUUCUUACACCUCUUUGGGGUCUGGGCCCGGUGCCAAACCUCUUUUUCACGGCUUCUGAGCGGCCAUGCUCCAGCAGGUUGAAGGCUUACCCAACCACUGCAAAGUACCAGCACCAAGCCGAUCCUGUGCGCUUUACCUCUGUUCCCAGAGGUACACACCGCAAUCUCAGCAGCCUCGACAGCGAGCCUGGUUUGGCAACGCCGCGCGGGAUUUGCACUGGACUGCCUCGGGACGGAAAAAGCACGUCGUGGCAAGUGCAAGCCGUACCGUUAGUGUCUCUGUCGCUGUGGUUGUUGAGUAAUGUUGAGUAUGGUGGGGAUUGCGGUGGAGUCGGUGGUGGCAUGGAGAGCGCCCAUCCGCCACCGAUGCACAUGUCCCACAGCGGACGCCAGGUUAUGGAGAAUCAGUGUUUGAAUGAAGGUUUUCACAUCAUGCCAGCCAGGAAUUGCAACAUGACUGAAACAGCAAACCAGGUGCGAGAAAGGAAAGAGACGAGCUCUGCGCAGCUGAACGCCAGACUGGGCACCAAUGCCAUCAUCGAGGAGCUGCAGCUUUCGGGCGAGCGGCUGCACUUCCGUAAGAUCGAAGGGGACGGCCCAGAUGCGGGCUGGGUCAGUACGAGGCUGAAAGGCAAGGAUCUUGUGCUUCCCUUGGACGAGAACUGUGGAGCCAGGAGGCCCCUCGUUGCUUGGAAGGACUUGUCUGGUCAAGCGUUGGGCCCAUGGCUCGCGCACGAGGAUAAGGUCACGACGGUUCACUUCGAUUCCGUUGGAUCGUGUCCUCACCUCGUCAGUGCUUGCUGGUCCGCAGCCUCGGUCCGAGCAUGGGAGCUGUCUGCACGCCCGCGGCAGCUGUGGGAUAUGACGACGUCAGGGCUCGUGAGCGACGUUCUGUUCACUUCGGCGCAUUGUUUGUUGACAGCUGUCUCUGCAAAUCCGAUGCCAUCCGGCAGCGUUUGUCACCAAGCCGACUUCAAGCAACGCAUGGCCGAGCAGGAUGACCAGCUCGGCGACGGUGAUCAGCUGGUUUGUUGGUCUACCAGCCAGCCAGCGCCGUUGCGAAGGCUGGCGUUUCACCAGCGUGGAUGUCAUCGGCUGCAGGCCUGGCCGGCCGCAGCACCGGAGCUGGUUGCAUCGGCGUCGGCGGACCGCUUGGCGGUGGCAGCCGUGGAGGGCGACGGUUGCCCGAAGCCCGAACCGGCCUGGAACGCCGUGCGGCCGCAUGGUGAUGGCAAGCUUCGACACCUCGCGUGGGAAUCGGCAGAGCGCCUUUGGAGCUGCGACACAUCAGGUCUGGUCAAAGUGUGGGACGUUGGUUCGGGCAGCAGUUCUGCAAUUACGGAGACGCGCCUUGCUGUGGAGAAUGCAUCCGCGCUGGCAUUCUUGGGAGGGCCUGGCUUGCUGAUCGCGCACGAGACAGGUUUCGCCUUCGUCGACCCGGGCAGUGGCAAGUUGAUGCGCCAACAGUACACCAAGGACGUCGUGGCCACUGCCUGUGGGGUGUCUCAGGGGCAAACGGAUCAGUCUGACUUCUUCGCUGGAGUUGGCUGCAAUCUGGUCCGCUAUGAGACCCGCUUCACUGGUGCGGAGGCGAAGGGCCAUGCUGUAGGCAUGUGGACCCUGCCUGCGAAAGUUACGUCUGUGGAUGCUGUGAGCCAGAGCACUACUCUGGUGGCUGUGGGCCUUCAGGAUGGCAAGCUAGCAGUCUUCGAUGCAGAAUGA